Molecule: messenger RNA, 690 nt
Organism: Mytilus trossulus (common blue mussel)
Lineage: Eukaryota; Metazoa; Mollusca; Bivalvia; Mytilida; Mytilidae
Exons: 13
Coding region: 1-690 (229 amino acids)
Source: RefSeq, a predicted model, not a curated record
AUGAUUGAUAUUGUAACGUUGAAAGAACCACAACAGGUGUUUUCUGUUGUUACUAUAGCCACAAUAGGUGUGGCUGGUGGUUUAUUCGUUGUCAUAGUAUUGAUAACGGUUUUCAUCAUAAUACCAUUCUGUCGCCGUAAAAGCAAUAAAGACAAAGACGGAUCACAGUUCCUACGCCGGGAAUGUUUGAACCAAGGUCGGAAGGGUCCAGUACAAUCUGUAAUAAACAAUACGUAUGAUUCAGUACAUCUAGAUAAUCAAUAUGAAUCUCUUCGUGAGGAUGCUAUUGUUUCGACAAAAGGCAAUCAGAGCAGGCCUAGAGAUAAGAAGGCCGAAAAUGUAGACGCCAAAGAAACAUAUUUUAAUGAGCCACCUAUGCCUCCAGAUAUAAAGAAUAUUAAACGAAGAAGUCUCAGGAAACAAGUUCUAAACCACACAGAACAGCACAGAGCGUAUGCAAAUCAGACAAACUUAGCAGAUCUUCCUACUGAUCAAUCUACAGUAAGGGUAGAAUCAGUGCAUCUUACUGAAAUGAAUGCAUACGAAGACAUGGCCAAAGAAACAAAAGUGAAAACAUCAAUAAAGAAACCAACCGUAAAUAAAACAUCAGAAAGCAAUACUCAAAUGUACGAAUCUAUGAAGGAUGACCGAACAUGUGAUAAAACGUCAAAGUCACAAAAUGGCAAGUAA